This is a messenger RNA of Scatophagus argus, 2166 nucleotides long. Its product is annotated as extracellular matrix protein 1-like. Gene Ontology annotation, cellular component: extracellular region. Gene Ontology annotation, biological process: regulation of bone mineralization; signal transduction. The transcript is spliced from 11 exons. The coding region runs from base 201 to 1736 and encodes 511 amino acids. NCBI's taxonomy places the organism in Eukaryota, Metazoa, Chordata, Actinopteri, Scatophagidae. The record is from RefSeq and is a predicted model, not a curated record.
UGUCUGCCCAGUUGUGGGGUUUUGCUCUCCCAGACGGACAGCGCGGAAGCUCCUGCUGGACCAAUUAACGGGCAGGUCUGUGCGCAGCCCCGCCGAGCGCGUUUUCCUGGGCGGCCUCUGCUCGCUCUGCCCAAACAGUCAGCAGCAGCAGCAGCAGCGGGACAAACAGAAACUUCAGGACAGACACUAUCAACUUUGAAAUGGGGUCCUCUCGGGCUCUGGUCUGCGCCACCGCUUUUGUUUUAAUUUUACUGAGCUCAGCAUCCAAGGAUGAGCACAUCUUUGAGCAGCGUGAGGUUGACCUCCACCAAAUCACGCAAGAGCUGCUGCAUCCAGAUUCAUUCAUGUUGCAACAACAGGUGGACAUAACAGAUCUCUUGGAUCCCAAGGAGUUCACUGUGGGUGAGCAUGCGAUAGUGUCUCCGCCAGAACAGUAUGAUACCCUGAGUGAGAGAACUUUUGUUCUGUCAGGGGGUUCCAGGCCAGGCAUCUGGAGACCUAGAGGACGUCGACCAAGCCAUGGGUCCCGUUUCUUUCGUGGUCCACCUGCGCUGGAGUAUCCCGUUCAGUUCCCCCUGGCCCGUCCUUCCUCUGACAAUCUCCAAGCCAUCUGCCUCCAUGCAGACCAUCGUCCUCGCUACCCGGACUCUUACUUUCCUGCCUCUGGAUUUGGCAAGCAGAGGCGAAAAGCCAGUGCUGUAAACAAUGCAGAGUGGUGGUUUAGUACGUGCUGCAAAAACAAUGAAACCUGGGGGGUGGAAGCGAGUCUGUGUUGUGCCACACAGGCGUGGGAACAGUCAGUCGAAUCCUUUUGUGAAGAGGACUCAUCAGUGAAGGAUCGUCAGGAGGACUGCUGCAGAAAACCAGGCAACAACAGGCUAAACUGCUUCCAUGAAAAUGCUCCAAAUCCAGACUACAAACCAACUGAGGAGCUGCCGGUGCCACCACUUCCCUCUGCCGCUGCCUUCAGCUUUGAUCCUCACACUUGCCAGAGGACUUAUGGCAGUCUGAGGGAACCUCUAAGAGCUGACCAAAUUCCUAAGAAAAUUGACAUCAGCUUUCCUCCUGGACGACCCACUGCUGAUUCCAUUGAUUCACUGUGUAAGAACCAGAAGAUACGUCCCCUCUAUACUGUAAAGUGUCUGCCAGCUUCAGGUUACGAUUGGCUGGCUCGCCAGGCAAAGACGAUUAAUCGUAUAGAAAAGGGAUUCAAACAGUGCUGCAAAAAGAAGCAGGAUGUGCUCAACUGCGCUGAUCGUAAGUGGCGCGAGGAGCUCAAUAAGUUUUGCGUGGUUGGCGAUGGUGAAGUGUUGGAUUUCCACUGCUGUACUGCGGCCGAUGAGAAAAAUGAGCAAUACAACUGUUUCCAACACAUUUCUCUUGACCCGUAUUAUAAUAUGACUUUGGACACUCAAGAGCCUUCACUUACCAAAAUCUGUGACACUCACAAGAUCAUCAAGAAGAAGUUCCCUGUUGCUGUGCCUCUCAAGAAUUUUGUGAAUCAAUGCUGCCCCCUGUCUGAAGAAGAGAAGGCCACGUGUUUUGCUCAAAGGCUUAAGGAAACCACAGAGAACCUGUGUUCAUCAAAGAAGGCUUCUCUUCCAGCUGUCCGCCGCUGUUGCCGCUCGCCUUCACAGAAUACACACGAGUGUAUCUCCAAAAUUCUCAUGGAUGCUGUCACCAAAGCAGCCAAUGUCUUACGCCAAAAGAAGAAGAAAAAGUGCCCUUUCGCCUAAACCUUUAUGACUGCUGCUGACCCUGCUGGCACUGGACCAUUCAGAGAAAUGGCAAGCUAACAGCAGAAGUAAAAACCAGUCACUUAACAGGAACUGUUAUUUCGGCACAAGUCCCACUUAGUGGUCUGUAAGAAUAUUUAGACUGUGGACCAGUUCUAGCUUCAUCUACUGCCAGUGUUAUUUCCAUAUUUUCAUAUGAGAUCACAUUGUUAUCACAACAGUACAUUUAAAAAGAAAUGAUUGUUAGAUGCUUAGUUUGUAAAUCGGACUGUUGUCUGUGAUAUUGUACCACUAUUUUUAUAGGCUGCUCUUCACAUCAUUGAUUAUGAAUACAUUUUUUGGAGUUGCAGGAUCACUUCUUUUCUUUUUUAUAUGGGUAUGUGGUUAAGAUCUUGUCUACAAAAACUCUAAUAAAACGUUUUUAAAUCUA